This is a messenger RNA of Chelonia mydas (Green sea turtle), 5409 nucleotides long. RefSeq names its product antigen-presenting glycoprotein CD1d-like. The record is from RefSeq and is a predicted model, not a curated record. Gene Ontology annotation, cellular component: external side of plasma membrane. Gene Ontology annotation, molecular function: endogenous lipid antigen binding; exogenous lipid antigen binding; lipopeptide binding. Bases 657 to 1703 code for a protein of 348 amino acids. The transcript has 6 exons. Gene Ontology annotation, biological process: antigen processing and presentation, exogenous lipid antigen via MHC class Ib; immune response; positive regulation of T cell mediated cytotoxicity. NCBI's taxonomy places the organism in Eukaryota, Metazoa, Chordata, Testudines, Cheloniidae.
GGGAGCCCCCAAGCUUGGGGUUUUUAAUCUCUGUACCCCCCAGAAGGAUUUGACUGUGGGGUCCUGGUUGUACCUACAAGCUCUGUUUGGGAUUUUCCUGUCCUCGAAUAAACCUUCUGUUUUACUGGCUGGCUGAGAAUCAUGGUGAAUCGUAGGAAGUGAGGGUGCAGGGCUCUGACUUCCCCCCAUUCCGUGACACUGCCUCUUCCCCAAAGCCCCAGCCCCUGCUCCGCCCCAGCGCCGCCCCAGCUCCACCCCUUCCCCUGAGUUACCUCCCGGGGGAAUGCAGCAGGGGCUGGGCGCACCCUGCACUCACCCGGCGGCAGGAAGUUGUGCGACCCGGCCCCAAACCGCUCUGCCAGCUCAUCCUGGGGGAUGGUUCCCCCCUGCCCCCCAUGCCUGCUCCUGUCCCCCACAGACCUUGGGCACAGCGCCUGCCCCCCCUCGGAGGUCUGGGGCUGCGUAGGGCACCACAAUGUCUAGGGAGGGCCCUGGCUGGCAGCUGCAGGCACUGAGUUGAGGAAACACAGACAAAGGGAGAAGUUGGCAGAAAGGGGUGUGGGCUGCGGAGGAACUGAGAGCACAUUGGGAUCCUGGGCCCCUAGUCCCACUGCCCUGACACCCGCCAGAGCCCGGAUCCCCCUUCCCCUGCCAGGAUGCUGCUCCCUCUGCUUCUCCUCCCCUGGGCAUGGGGGGCCCUGGCUGCCUCCCCUCCUGUCCCGCCAGCGUCUGUCACCCUCCGGCUGCUCCAAAUCUAUGUCUUCCACAACGCCAGCUCCAUGGACAUGGAGGGGAUGGCCCUGCUGGGCGACCUGGAGACCCACUCAAUGGACUGCAGCACCUGCAAGAUCCGCUUCCGGCAGCCCUGGGCCCAGCAGGGCCUGACCCCAAAGCAGUGGCAGGACCUGGAGCUGCUGAUCCAGCGCUCUCUAUCCGACUUCAUCCUUAAAGUGAACAGAGGAGCUCAGCAGCAGGGAAUGGGCUACCCCUUUGUUAUCCAGGGCUCCCUCGGGUGCGAGCUGCACCCCAAUGGCACCUCGAGGCGAUUCUAUGACGCCGGAGUGAACGGCGAGGACUUCAUCAGCUUUGACGCGGACACAGGCAAAUGGGUUGCUCGGCAGGGGGAUAAUGUGGCUGCGCUCUACGCCCGGGACCUUCUCAACCGGGAUAAAGGUGCAGCCAGCGUGAUUCAGUUUCUCCUGAGAACGUGUGUCAAUGAGCUCAAGAGCUUCGUCCAGCAUGGGAAAGAGUCUCUGGAGAGGCAAGAGCGGCCGGUAGCCGUGGUGUUUGCCCGAGCGCCUCCCCAAGCCGGGACCCCUGCGCCGUUACUGCUGGUUUGCCGGGUCACCGGUUUCUACCCCCGGCCCAUCCGCGUGGCCUGGCUGCAGGACGGGGAGGAGGUGGUGGCGGGCUGGUGGCUGAACUCCAGCGGGAUCCUGCCCAACGCGGACCUGACUUACCAGCUGCGCAGCUCCCUGGCCGUGGGGCCGGGCGACCAGCACAGCUACGCCUGCCGGGUGGAGCACAGCAGCCUGGGGGGCCAGAGCCUGCUGAUUCCCUGGGAGCAGACCAGGCGCUGGGGCCUUGGCCUGGUCGUGGGCAUCACCCUGGGGGUUGUGACCAUAGCUGCCGUGGCCGUGGUGCUGUGGUGGAGCAGACGCAGGGGCUACCAGGAUGUUGGACCAGGGGAGUCCAGUCCCUGAGGGGGUGGCACCGGCCCAGGCGUGGGGAUCGGCCUGUCUCCUGGGGACAUGGACCUUGGGGGUGGAUCUGUGCCCGGCUCCAGAGCUGAGGGCCCCGAGGGCAGGACUGGAUCGGAGCGCAGGGAGAUCGGGGCCCUGGGUGGCGGGGUGAGAUUCUCCUCCCUCUGGGACGUUCGGGGCAUGUUGGACACUUGGGGGCAUUGUGGGAUCGCUAAGAUCCGGGAUCUGCAGGAAGCCGGCGCUGGCCUGUGCCAUUCAAUAAACUCUUCAGGGAGGGGCUGCCCAGUGGGUCCCACGGGGGUAGGAGCCAGGGCCUGGGUGCAGGGGUCAGACACAGCUACAUACACAAAGGGGGUGGGUGCGGGGUCAGGGCAUGGGAACCAGGAGGGUCCUGGCAGGGCAUUGAGGCUGAGCUGGCGUGCCCUGGAAGUAAGCAGGGAAGCAGCUACACACAGGGAGCCCUGACAACACUAUGGCCUGCGGGGCGCCAGGGAGGCUGCUCCAAGUCGGUGGCUGGGCUCGGCUGAGAGCUCCUGGGGGCACGGCUCCUCCAGAGCUGGGUAUGAGGGACCCAGGCUCCGGGGGUAGGUUCUGUCUUUUUGUUCUGCGUCUGUGCAGCACCGAGCACAAGGGGGUCCUGGGCACGACCGGGGUCCUCGGCCCUGCAGUAAUACAGCUAUAAUAAUAGUCCUGGCUGGGGAGGGGAAGUGCGUUCGUGGGGAGGGGGGAGCUAUUCAGGACUCCUGGGUUCUAUCCCAUCUCUGAGAGGGGGUUGGGGUCCAAUGGGUUAGAGCAGGGGGGCUGGGAGCCAGGACUCCUGGGUUCUGUCCUCAGUGUAGGAGGGGAGUGGGAUCUGGCUGGUUAGAGCAGUGGUGAGUGCACUGACCAGCCUGUUACCAGGUAGAACAGCAGCCCAGAGCCACACGAAGAGAUGGACAAAUUCCCAUCCAGACACCUCCUGCCGCAGGCUGUGUCUGCAUGGCAGGGUCCAGAGCGGUGAGGCUCCGCCGGCAGCCCAGUGUGGAUGCAGUGCUGCCAGGAGGGGUCUGUCACCAAAGUGGGGACAGCACCUUCCCAGAUGGCACUCACUCAGUCCACACAUGCCCUGUUCUGCAGAAUGACUGUGUGCACAUGGGGAGGAGUCAUAAACAUACAGCUACGGGUAGCAGAAAAUCCCUCCUGGGCAGCUGUACUGAAUCUUUACCUGUAAGGGUUUAAGAAGCUCAAAUAACCUGGUUGGCACCUGACCAAAAGGACCAAUAAGGAAAGAAGAUACUUUCAGAUCUGGGCAGGGAGGUUUUGUUUGUGCUCUUUGUAUAUUCCUGGUCCGGAUGGAGGGAGAGACCAGGCAGGGAUAUCUCCUGAAAGUGUACCUGAAAUGAUUCAUCUAAGAUUACAAAAAUUGUAAGUACGGGCAAGGAAAUGUGUUAGAUUAUCUUUUGUUUUAGUUUGUCAGUUUUCCCUAUGCUAAGAGGUAAUUUUAUUCCUGUUUUUUGUAACUGUGAAGCUGAGUCCAGAGGGGAGUCCUCUGUGUUUUAAAUCUUUUUAUUACCCUGUAAAGUUAGAUUCCAUCUGGAUUUUUCAGGUUUGAUUCUUUUACUUUUUCUUUAAAGAAAGUUCUUCUUUUAAGAACAUGAUUGAUUUUAGUGUCCUAAAGAUAAAGGGUCUGGUUUGUACUUACAUUAAAGGCAAUUGGUUGGUAUAUUAUUCUCAAGCCUCCCCAGGAAAGGUGGUGAAGGGACUUGGGGGGAUAGGGCUCCAAGUGACCCUUCCCUGAAUUUUUGUUUAAAUCACUUCGUGGUGGCAGCAAUACCGUCCAAGGACAAGGAAGGGAAUUUGUGCCUUGGGGAGGGAAGUUUUUAACCUAAGAUGGUAGAAUAUAAUCUUAGGGGUCUUUCAUGCGGGUCCCCACAUCUGUACCCCAGAGUUCAGAGUGGGGAGGGAACCCUGACAAGGGGCUUGGCAACACAGCUUUGUGCUGGGAUGUGGGGUCACACCCCUGACCCCCAGAGCUCUGUGCUGGGGGGUGGGGGUGUCACACCUAACCUACAGAGCUCUGCUGGGAUAAGGAUUAAGUGUAGACCAGGCCACAGGCAGGGUUCAGGGGGACCAUCCAUGGGAGACCGGGACACGGGGCCGUUACUCUCCAGGGGGCUCCAGCUCUGAUGCAGCUCCAGGGUGGGGGGACUGGCAGCUCAGCGGGGUGAGGAAUGGGACACCCAUCCUUUCCUAUUAGGGUACACUGACUCCAGUCCAGCCCCAGAGCAGGGGUGGGGCUGGCUGAGGGAGGUGGGCAAUGGGACACGGGGCCUUUACCCUCUUGCGGUGCCAGCUCCGCUCUGAUGUUAGUGACCAGAAUUCCUCCCCACAAGGUCUGGUCUGUGCCCCUUUGUGGAGCAUUGGUCUGUGUCCCCUGCCCAAACCCGGCCUCCCCCAAUGGCACCGCCUCCCCCGCUCCGUCUAACACGCUGGAUGGUCACACUGCGCUCAUCAGGAUGGGAUGGGAGGUGGAGGGUGGGAUGGGGUGUUAAUUGUCUGUAAUAUUUUGUUUGAAUACUGUGUGUGCUUCAGUUUCCCCUGUAUGCUGCAUUGUUCGCUAGGUGAGGGGGAAAUGGCUGUUUACUCUUUGCAGAGGGCCAGCAAAGCAGGUGUGGAUGAGGCCCAGCUGUCUCGGCUUUGGGUCCCAGGUCCAUGUAGCAAAGCCAAACACGGCAACAUUCACCACCUAGCAACCAACAAAUGACCCAGAGCAUGUCGACUUCCUGCCUCUCAGCAAGGGAGCUGCACACCAUUCCCCUGGCCAAGAACAUGGACUGAGGGGGGCCAGGUGAUACCGGUCAGCUCUGUGUUUUUGGGGAACCGGGGUGCAGUAUCUAGCCUUUCUGACUCAUGAAAGACACCCCCUCCCCAGUCUCUGCUUGAAUCAAAACCAGUCAGAGGAAAGGCUUUCAGAGAGCAGUGAAGGGCGUUGGGAAACACACCUAGACCCGUCCUGACAAGGGUGACAAGAUUAAGACAUCUCAAUUUGCAUACAGAAUGGAGAACAGAGACAACUCCCCAUGCCUCAUCUGCAUGAAAGAUGGGACAGGGAGACAUCUCAAUUUGCAUAGAGAAUGGAGAACAGAGAACCGCAGUGAACUCUGGGACCAGAAAGGCAGCGAAGCAUGGCAUCAUGGGGGAUCUCUGCUCCAGAUGUUAAUGAACCCACGCCUGCACACACCCAGCUCAGCAGUUAUCAGCCCAAUUCUAGUAAUUAAUCCUUGAUUGGUAUCCAAAAUACGGAAGCAGCCUAGUUGCAUUGUGAGCUCCCUGGAAGGAACACCACCCAUAGCCAAGCGUGAUCAGCUCCUAUUGUCUAGCCUAAAGAAAAUCCUUGAGUCAUCAGUUCACCCAUAAACAAAUCUAGUGUUCUCCCUUGAACCAUUGUUGUUUCUCUACAAAAACCCCUACCUAUGUUCAAGUAAGUGUUCUAAUGUUUGGAUCCAAACUCUGCAUCAGUUCCACUGGGAUUUCAUCUUCUCCUGACUGAUCGUGCUGGUCACCUGGGAACCCUGACCAGUUCACGCUACAGGGAGCGUUGGGAUCCUUUUCUUUCUCUAUCUGUUUUCUACCUCAGGUAUUAACCUUUAAUAAUGUAACUGGUAUGUUUGUUUAGCCCUCCUUGUGUGGUUAUCACUAUUAUUCAAUAAAUAACUUCUAUGGUUAA